Polypterus senegalus (gray bichir) is the source of this 1212-nucleotide messenger RNA. It is a transcript of the gene sec61b, whose product is annotated as SEC61 translocon subunit beta. Bases 123 to 413 code for a protein of 96 amino acids. The transcript has 4 exons. Gene Ontology annotation, biological process: intracellular protein transport. Gene Ontology annotation, cellular component: Sec61 translocon complex. NCBI's taxonomy places the organism in Eukaryota, Metazoa, Chordata, Cladistia, Polypteriformes, Polypteridae. The record is from RefSeq and is a predicted model, not a curated record.
GUCGUGGCCUAUUCGCCUGCUGCUGCUUAAACUUUUCUAGCUGCAGAGUAUUGGUGAGCUGUAGAAGCGAGGAAGCAGGAGUGUAGUUAUUGGGGUGAAAUUGUUUAAUCUUUAAUUUCAUAAUGCCUGGUCCUGCGGCAUCUGCCACUAAUGUCGGUGCUUCUGGCCGUUCUCCCAGCAAGGCCGUUGCUCCACGUGCAGCUGGCUCCACUGUUCGGCAAAGGAAAGCAACCAGCAGUGGGACGAGAAGUGCAGGCAGAGGUGCAUCAUCUGGAACAGGAGGAAUGUGGAGAUUCUAUACCGAGGACUCUCCUGGACUUAAAGUUGGUCCUGUUCCAGUGCUUGUCAUGAGUCUCCUGUUCAUUGCUUCAGUGUUCAUGUUGCACAUCUGGGGAAAGUACACUCGCUCCUAGGACGGAGAGCCUGGCUUCCAUCAUGUUACAUCUUCUCUCUCAAUUGUUUAAUAUUUUGAACUGGACCAAAUACUUUCCAUUUCCAUUUUACCAACUUUCUGGUUUUAUUGCUUCAAGAAUGAUUUGGAUGAAGAGAACUUUGCUGAUUUUUUUUUUAUUAUUAUUAUAUAUAAUUUGAAGAAUUUGGUUAAAGAUGGUGAUUUUUUUUUUUUUUCUUUCCCCCCCCCCGCCCCCAUACACACUCUUGGAUUUAUGAAUACUUUUUUUUUUCCCUUCAGUUGUCAACCCAAAAAGACUUUACUUUUUGGAUACCAGACUUUUUGUGCAGCUUUUGUUAAAAUCCCUAUUGUGCUGCAAUAAAUGCUCUCAAGUUGCAGCUGAAUGUCUGUGUUGACAGUUAAGUGGUCCUGAAAAAAUUUUCAUUGUAUCUGCUAGUAACAUUAACAUAAGUGCACAUGCUUUUUAUUAAAGAAAAAAAAAAAGUAACUUCUUAAGGAUUCACUUUGUAACUAUUCCAGUCAUUCAGUUUGCAGAAAAAAUAUUGUUCAUAGACUUGAAGAGUGAAUGAAGCCAACAAAAUGGCUUUUACUUUAAACUAUCCUGUUAAAUUUUUAGUUGUUACCUUAUGCAUUAAAGUUGUGUGCUUUUGUAAUUAUGGUAACAUAGUUAUAUAAAGGAUAGAUAUUACUUGCAAAAUCAAAAAUUGACUGACAGAAGUGUCUUAAAGUGUGUCUUUGCCAUCACUGGCAGCUUGUGCUAUGGCCUGUUGGUCAUAAUUAAACAUACAGGAAUAACUUUG